UUAUUUAAUUUAAAAUUCGAAAAUACCACAUAUGAGGUUCUUCUUCUUCGACUCGUCUUUUCGAUUCUUUUGCUUAAACCCAGAAAAAUGGAAUCAUGCCUAGAAUUGUCUCUGAAGCUAAAUCCUUGCCUCACUCCUCUUACUCCGCUCCACCCAUUCACGCCAUGUUCGUAUUCGCCGCCGCUCCGUCUCUCUUCUUCCUACUCCCGCCGCCUCUAUUCUCAGGUCACCGUCAACGCCGCGAGGAAACUCAACCAAAACGUCAGUUCUGAAUUCGAUGAUAGAAUCAACGGCGCUUUAUCUCCCGACGCCGAUUCCCGCUUCCUCGACCGUCAAAAGGCGUUAGAGGCAGCUAUGAAUGACAUCAACAGCUCAUUUGGUAAAGGAAGUGUUACAAGAUUGGGGAGUGCUGGUGGAGCACUAGUGGAAACUUUUCCGAGUGGUAUAUUAACUCUUGAUCUUGCCUUAGGUGGAGGCCUGCCGAAGGGUCGUGUAGUUGAGAUAUAUGGACCAGAAAGUAGUGGCAAGACCACGCUAGCACUCCAUGCUAUUGCUGAAGUGCAGAAGCUUGGAGGCAAUGCAAUGCUUGUGGAUGCAGAGCAUGCCUUUGAUCCAACGUACUCUAAAGCAUUAGGUGUUGAUGUAGAGAACUUGAUAGUGUGCCAGCCAGACAAUGGCGAAAUGGCUUUAGAAACUGCAGACCGUAUGUGUCGCUCAGGUGCGGUUGACCUUAUUUGUGUUGAUUCUGUUUCAGCACUUACUCCACGAGCUGAGAUUGAAGGUGAGAUUGGAAUGCAGCAAAUGGGUUUGCAAGCUCGUCUUAUGAGUCAAGCUCUUCGUAAAAUGUCAGGAAACGCCUCUAAAGCUGGUUGUACGCUUAUUUUCCUAAACCAAAUAAGAUACAAGAUUGGCGUGUACUAUGGGAAUCCGGAGGUGACAAGUGGAGGCAUUGCGUUGAAGUUCUUUGCAUCAGUCCGGCUAGAAAUUCGUUCUGCUGGGAAGAUCAAAUCUAGCAAAGGGGAUGAAGAUAUUGGUCUUCGAGCUCGUGUAAGAGUGCAGAAAAGCAAGGUGUCAAGGCCGUAUAGGCAAGCAGAGUUUGAGAUUAUGUUUGGGGAAGGAGUCAGUAAACUGGGAUGCGUUCUUGAUUGUGCUGAAAUAAUGGAGGUUGUGGUGAAGAAAGGUUCUUGGUACAGCUAUGAAGACCAAAGGCUCGGGCAAGGAAGAGAGAAAGCACUGCAACACUUAAGGGAAAACCCUUCUCUUCAAGAAGAAAUUGAGAAGAAAGUGAGAUUAUUGAUGUUAGAUGGAGAAGUUCAUCGAUCAACUCCUUUGGUGAGGAGCAGCUCUUCCCCGGCUUCGCAUCAUGAAGAAGAAGAAGACUCGCUUGACGAUUUCCAAUGACUUAGCCAAGACUUAGGGAUCUAAUACAUUUUAGACCAAGAUCUUCCAAAUCAUGUUCAUCUCUUGUUUCAUGAUGACACCAAAUGGUUCUGUACCAAUAUAUAUGUUGAAUCGAAGAUCAUUCUUGUGCAACAAAAUCUUCGAAAAUUGGAGGAUGGGAAUCACAGGAAGAUGAAUAUAUAUAUAAACACUAGAAGUCUUUUAUAAAUUCAAAAGUAUUUCUGAGUU
This is a messenger RNA of Camelina sativa (false flax), 1629 nucleotides long. Lineage: Eukaryota; Viridiplantae; Streptophyta; Magnoliopsida; Brassicales; Brassicaceae. The record is from RefSeq and is a predicted model, not a curated record.